Xenopus laevis (African clawed frog) is the source of this 3077-nucleotide messenger RNA. RefSeq names its product CTD small phosphatase like 2 S homeolog (gene ctdspl2.S). The transcript is spliced from 14 exons. The record is from RefSeq and is a predicted model, not a curated record. Gene Ontology annotation, molecular function: phosphatase activity; phosphoprotein phosphatase activity. NCBI's taxonomy places the organism in Eukaryota, Metazoa, Chordata, Amphibia, Anura, Pipidae. Gene Ontology annotation, cellular component: nucleus. Gene Ontology annotation, biological process: positive regulation of gluconeogenesis. Bases 202 to 1641 code for a protein of 479 amino acids.
UGCGCAAUUCGCUGUAUCCGGGUCUUACGCUCCCUCGGUCGGCGGGAAAUGGCGCCCGGGAUUUAGCGGUCGCGGAACUGAUAUACCGACGAGGCCGGCGCCGUGGGGACGUUGUGAAGCCUCAUCCUGGUUAAGUGAUCACUGUCACACACACCCCGGAGUUCGCCGGGACUAAUCAGCGUUUAUGUGGCGCUUGUAAAAAUGAGGUUGAGGAUGCGGAAGGGGUCUCCGCGCAGCAGUCACGUGGCAGCAGUACGGACUGCUCGUUGUAAGAGGAAGCACUCUGAGGAAGACGAGGAGGAGGAAAGCCCACUCAUCGAAGAAGACAAACUGCCCAAGCAAGAAACUGGUUUACUAUCGACCAUCAAAAAUUUUAUCAAGGGAAGCACAAACAAGGAGGAUCGUGAGAACCCUGCAAAGAGGAGCAAGGUAGAAAGAGACCUUGAUAACAACCUCAUCACCUCAACUCCACGAACAGGUGACAAGCCCAGCAAGCCCAUUGCACGUGUUAGGAGGAAAAGUCAAGUAAAUGGAGAUCUUCCUGGCUUGAAGGAGAAGGAAAGGUUAAAACUAAAAGCUACAGCUUAUGAAGUAAGUCAGCACAUGAAGCAAAAUGGGAAGCUGGAGGACUUGCCCUGCACCACCAGUCCCCCCAGGACCACACUACUGGGGACCAUUUUUUCUCCCGUCUUCAACUUCUUCUCACCAGCAAAUAAAAAUGGCACAUCCGGAUCAGACUCACCAGGGCAAGCGGUGGAAGCCGAGGAGAUUGUGAAACAGCUGGACAUGGAGAAGGUGGAUGAAUUCAGCACCAGCACAGCUACAAAUGGAGCUUCUUACCCAAGUCUGGGGGCACCUGUCCGGAGUACUGCUGGUAGCUGGUUAGAGGGGACUGAAGAUACUCCAGAGAGAGACAUCCCACCUCUCACAGCCCCUGUGUCUCCUGAAAGUGGAUAUUCCUCAGCCCAUGCCGAAGCAGCAUAUGAAGAAGACUGGGAGGUAUUUGAUCCAUACUUCUUCAUCAAGCAUGUCCCACCGUUGACUGAGGAGCAGCUGAACAGGAAGCCGGCUCUUCCUCUGAAAACCAGGAGCACACCUGAGUUCUCUCUUGUCCUUGACUUGGAUGAGACAUUGGUGCAUUGCAGCCUCAAUGAACUGGAAGAUGCUGCACUAACGUUCCCUGUGCUUUUUCAGGAUGUCAUUUACCAGGUCUAUGUCCGGUUAAGGCCUUUUUUCCGCGAGUUCCUGGAACGCAUGUCUCAAAUUUAUGAGAUAAUCCUUUUUACAGCAUCAAAGAAAGUCUAUGCAGACAAAUUAUUGAAUAUAUUGGAUCCCAAAAAACGGCUGGUCAGACACAGGCUAUUUCGGGAACACUGCGUAUGUGUCCAAGGAAACUACAUUAAGGAUCUGAACAUCCUUGGAAGGGAUCUUUCUAAAACAAUCAUCAUUGAUAAUUCACCACAAGCCUUUGCAUACCAGCUUUCAAACGGGAUUCCCAUUGAGAGUUGGUUCAUGGAUAAGAACGAUAAAGAGCUGCUGAAGCUUGUCCCUUUCCUGGAGAAUCUGGUAGAACUGAAUGAGGAUGUGCGGCCUCACGUCAGAGACAGAUUUCGCUUGCAUGACUGCUUACCCCCGGACUAAAGAGGACGGCAGUCGGACACCUGCAGGGCCCCCGGACUAGAGAUGGCAAGAGUCAAAUGUCUGCAGGGAAUGGAGAUGCAGGACCCCAGGACUAAAGCAAAACUGUACACAAAAAUAUAAUUGCCAUAACCCCAGAAGGUGUGUUAUUUGCUGUCUGAAAAAGGAACGGUUUUACCGUGGUCGUGUUGUAAAGUCACUACACCAGGCAGCUCUUCCUAUUCCCAGGAUUGUCACUUCUCAGACACUUCGGUGUUCACGGGGCACAUCCUAUCACUUGUCUACUAGCCAACUCGUCAUCAGAAACGGCCAGUGAGAGCUUUUACCUCUCCAAUUUAGUCUCCAUUGAUCCUUAUUAGUCUAGAUUUACAUUAUCCAUUCCUUGUAUUUCAGUCGCUUGAGUCUGUUCUUAAGUAGCCAAAAAUUUUACUUUUAUUCGCAUCCUAUCUUUUUGGCUGAUUUUAUUUUAUGCUUGCAUAAUGUAUAUUUGUUUUAUAAAACAAAAGAAAAAUCUCAAAGUACAAUCCAUGUAAGCUUCAUUUAGAAAUACAUAAUGUAUCUUUUAUACCUAUCUGUAAUAAUCUUAGUACACAUUUUUAAGACAAAAAAAAAAAAAAAAAACCUUUAAAAAGAAAAGUGAAUAGCCUGGGAAUGUAAAGGUGUGUACAGAGAAGGGGAGUACCUGCUUUUGCAGCUCAGUACAGAAUGCGGUAGGGGGGGUGUUGUCUAUAUGGGAGCCAGACCUCUAAUUCCAUGUUUUUCCUCCCGUGCCUGCUGAUCUAUACAGGCAUGUACCCACCUGUGUUUGUGUAUGUAUAAUAAAUAUAUAUAUAUAUAUAUAUAUAUAUAUAUAUAUAUAUAUAUAUAUAUAUAUAUACACGCACACACAUAAAUACAAUCUUCUCCCUACCACAUUCAUUCACAGCUUGGUACUGAUGCAGUUUGUUUGAAUGGUGGAUAUUUUUGUAUGAUGUGGUCUUCUCUCCCUGCAGGGAAGGGUUUUAGAGGGGUGUAUGGCAAUGCUUUCUCUGGUGGGUGUACUUGUAAAUAUUUGGCUGUGCACUCGCUGCGUUCAGACGAAAGAGAUGGCACUUUUAUUCAUUUUUCUUUUUUCUCGUUUCGUUUUUCAUUUUUUUUUUUUUUUUUUAAAGAGGUUUGUAUUUUGUAAGCUUGUUCAGAGAGUACAGUAUUGGAAAUUAAAAAGCUCUACAGAGGAGGCUGUUCAUCCUUUUUGUUUCUAUGUAUAUUACCUGUUUAACUGUAUGCCAUUUAUUGUAUAAAUUACACACAGAUUCAUUUUCCAGUCACUCCUUAAAGUAAGGAGUUUUUUUUAGUAAGUUUUUAGGAAAACAUUUAAUUUUUGUAUUUUUGAUUUUAAAGGAAAAAAAAAGCAUGAGUUAUGUCAUAUUUUCAGUGUAUUAAUGAAGAAUUUAACCUUU